AGAAAGAACAGUAAAAAUGCAGGCAGGGCACAGGACAAAGCAGUAGGGACAAUAUGUAUGUGAAAUGUGAUUUUUGUGAAUGUCACUUUUUGUCGCCGUCCCCCGUACGUCCCAACGCUCGCAGAGGACGGAACCCAGAUGACAGAUGCCGGCAUCCGCCGGAUUACAUUGCUGAGGGACACUGCAGGAGGGACAUCACGGAAUCGCAGGACAAUCUAAGUGACUGAGGGAUCGCGGAGCCGCGCCGCAUGGUAAGCCCGAGUGUAGCUCGGGGUUACCGCUUGUGGUACUGAAA
Staurois parvus is the source of this 295-nucleotide messenger RNA. The record is from the annotation of a GenBank genome assembly. NCBI's taxonomy places the organism in Eukaryota, Metazoa, Chordata, Amphibia, Anura, Ranidae.